Staurois parvus is the source of this 457-nucleotide messenger RNA. NCBI's taxonomy places the organism in Eukaryota, Metazoa, Chordata, Amphibia, Anura, Ranidae. The record is from the annotation of a GenBank genome assembly.
AUUCAUUAUAAUAAGUCUUUCACAGUACACACAACAUUGAAGUGCAAUUAUUUUAGUAAAUAUACUAAAUAGUAUAUAGCAGUCUUGUGGCUUCUAUCAGUGUCCAGAAGGGCACUGGUUACAGCUUGUAGGAGGAGUUUUCAUUUUGCUGUAGGAGAAUUCAGAACCCCUGAUCUCUUUCUGGACAGUACUGAUUGGCCCUUUGCUGAUCACAUGCAUUCUCCCAAGAAAAAAAAAACCUCUCUAGCAAUAUACACCAAACUGAAGCAUGUGCAGAGUGACUCCACACGAUGUGUCUUAUCAGGAGCUAAGAGGGGGACACUGGAAGAAGGGGAGGAUCGGAGAAGACAGAAUCAAACCUCUUUUUUGCACAAUGUGGAGGAUUAAUCCCUUAGGUUCCACAGUGAGUGUAUCAAGCAUGCUUUACUGCAUAUACAGACUGAUUUUACUGUGGGUU